GCCAGAUAAGCUUUGACGGAAGACACUGGAUUUAUUUGUAAUACAUUAGAGAUUUGCAGCAUUUAACAGUACCUUCUCUCAUAUAGGCUGUAUACCAAAACAUUACUUUUCUGAAAUACAUUUGAGUGUUGUCGCCUGCGCAUAGCCGUCGGACCGGCCUAUUCGGCAUUGUUUUUUGGGGCGACCGUUAUCCAGCAACAGAGCCAGACAGGAAGAGCGAGGGAACUUAUUCCACGAGCCUCUUUAGACCGACCGGAGAUAAAUCGAGGAAACAUUCGUAAUUAGAAACAGUUACGUAACCUGGUAUAGGUGGAACGUCACGGAUACGUCUGGUAUCCAACAACAAGUCAACUUUCAGCCUGUCAUUAUUUUAUUUUUGUGAUUUUAUACGGAGAAAAGUACUGUCCGUGUUCAUGCCAGAUCUGCAGCGCUUUAGUUUUCCAUACCAUAGUAUGAAUCCUUUGUUAGAGGCGAACUCGCUUCUCCAACAUCAACAGCAGCAGAACCAAGGAGGACCGAGUCAUCCGGAUUCCCCCUCAGGCCUUCUACCCGAAGCCGUCUUCUGCUCGCCCGACCCGACAUCUUUCUUCCUGGGCGACCAUCCCGGACUGGGCUCGGAGUCUCUGCCAGGGUUCGAUUUCACCACACCCUCACAAGCCUACCUGCAUCUGAACCAUAAUAACCACUCUUAUCACCGGUCUGUGCCCCAACCUCCUGCAGCGAUGGCCCUGAGGAACGACCUGGGCUCCAAUAUCAGUGUCCUAAAGACACUAAACUUACGGUUCCGAUGCUUUCUGGCCAAAGUGCAUGAACUUGAGCGAAGGAAUAAGAUUUUGGAGAAACAACUACAACAGGCGUUGGCUGCGAAGAACAGCUGUGAUGGAAGUUGUUCUGAAAGCGCUAGACGGGCCCAUACCCAAGAAACAGGUGUACAGACCGGGUUUGUGGGAACUAUCCCGCUCAGGCCCGGGUCACUCCCGUUCCAAAACACCAAUAACUCUGCGAGACGACCCACUAUCCUCACGCUGGAGUCCAAGAACAAAGCUGAAACAAACCCCACCGAACCGAAUCAUAAUCCGACCAUCACGGUAAGCCUAUCAACCCCGACAAUCGACUCUCCAGCCGGGUCCAAUUCAAUCACCAACGGGAAAACGGUUUUCAGUACUGGCACUGGAACCCCCACCAACCCGCCUCCCCGGUUCCUCCCCGGUACUAUCUGGUCCUACAACCAUACCCGCAAGCUUGCUUCUGGCGUGGAGACGCGCGUCACCAGCCCCGGUGUGUCCUGGGUCCAGCCGGACGGGGUCGGGGUCCAGAUUGAUACCAUUACCCCGGAGAUCAGAGCCCUGUACAACGUCCUGGCCAAAGUCAAGAGGGAGAGAGAUGAGUACAAACGCAGGUGGGAGGAGGAGUACACUGUUAGAGUGGACAUGCAGCAGAAGAUGGAAGACCUACAGGAGGACCUCCAGGAGAGCGAGGGCUGUCAGGAUGAGUUGGCUGUCAGAUUGCAGCAGCUGAAGUCUGAACUGGUGCUCUUCAAAGGCCUCAUGAGCAACAACAUGUCUGAUCUGGACAGUAAGAUCCAGGAGAAGGCCAUGAAGGUGGACAUGGACAUCUGUAGACGCAUCGACAUCACGGCUCGCCUGUGUGACGUGGCCCAGCAGAGGAACUGUGAGGAUGUCAUCCAGAUGUAUCAGGUCCCUAACACCCAUUCUGCCAUCAACUGUCGCCCCCGGAAACAGACCCCGCUGUCCGUCAACAGUAGUGAGGGUGAUGAGACUAUCAGCACCUCGGAGAGUGAUGGGGGCCUGCCCAGAGAGGAGGAGCUCUGUGGCUCGUCAGCCAAUCAGAUCAACGAGGAAAUGCAGAGGAUGCUCAACCAGCUGCGGGAGUGUGAGUUUGAAGAUGACUGUGACAGCUUGGCCUGGGAGGAGACAGAGGAGACUCUGCUGCUGUGGGAGGACUUCCCAGGAUGCACUCUGGCUCCAGAGACCACCCACCAGCCAGGAGAGCAGGAAGACCAGUGUCUGGAGAAGGUGAUUAAUGACACUGAGGACUUAUUCAAAUCCAGGGAGAAAGAAUACCAAGAGACCAUCGACCAGAUUGAGUAUGACUUGGCUACAGCUAAGAGUGAUGUGUUUCUCCCCAGUAUGACUCGGCUACAGCUAAGAGUGAUGUGUUUCUCCCCAGUAUGACUCGGCUACAGCUAAGUGUGAUGUGUUUCUCCCCAGUAUGACUUGGCUACAGCUAAGAGUGAUGUGUUUCUCCCCAGUAUGACUCGGCUACAGCUAAGAGUGAUGUGUUUCUCCCCAGUAUGACUCGGCUACAGCUAAGAGUGAUGUGUUUCUCCCCAGUAUGACUUGGCUACAGCUAAGAGUGAUGUGUUUCUCCCCAGUAUGACUCGGCUACAGCUCAGAGUGAUGUGUUUCUCCCCAGUAUGACUCGGCUUCAGCUAAGAGUGAUGUGU
Messenger RNA from Oncorhynchus gorbuscha (pink salmon), 2467 nucleotides. RefSeq names its product non-homologous end joining factor IFFO1-like. Bases 414 to 2195 code for a protein of 593 amino acids. The record is from RefSeq and is a predicted model, not a curated record. Lineage: Eukaryota; Metazoa; Chordata; Actinopteri; Salmoniformes; Salmonidae. The transcript has 8 exons.